Messenger RNA from Hemisphaericaspora subhashii, 2760 nucleotides. It is a transcript of the gene SSN6, whose product is annotated as transcription regulator. The record is from RefSeq and is a predicted model, not a curated record. NCBI's taxonomy places the organism in Eukaryota, Fungi, Ascomycota, Pichiomycetes, Serinales, Debaryomycetaceae. Gene Ontology annotation, molecular function: RNA polymerase II cis-regulatory region sequence-specific DNA binding; chromatin DNA binding; protein binding. Gene Ontology annotation, biological process: regulation of gene expression. The transcript has a single exon. Bases 1 to 2760 code for a protein of 919 amino acids.
AUGUACGCCGCGCAACAUCCUGCACAAUUAGCAGCUGUGGGUGGUAAACAACCUUUGAAUGGAGCAAUCCACCAAGCAGCAGCUCUCAGCCAACAACAAGCUCAACAACAAGGGGUGCCCGGAUUAAUUACAGCAGCAGCUGCCGUCGUUGCGGCCAAUGACGCUCAACAACAACAAGCUGGUCCUACCAAUAUUCUUGCAGAGACAACUGCUGCCACUUGGUUAGCCAUUGGUUCUUUAGCUGAAAGUUUAGGAGAUAUGGAAAGAGCAUUGACUUCUUAUGAUUCCGCUUUAAGACAUUCUCCAAAUAAUCCAGAUGCUCUUAUCAAAUUAGCCAACAUAUAUCGUUCAAAAGAUGUAUUUUUCAAGGCUGCUGAAUUGUAUGAACAAGCUUUGAAUUUCAAUCCUGAAAAUGGUGAAACUUGGGGUCUAUUAGGUCAUUGUUAUUUAAUGUUGGAUGAUUUACAAAGAGCAUAUGCUGCUUAUCAACGUGCUUUGUACUAUUUAGAUAAUCCAAAUGUUCCCAAAUUAUGGCAUGGUAUUGGUAUCUUAUAUGAUAGAUAUGGUUCAUUAGAAUAUGCAGAAGAAGCGUUUGUAAGAGUUUUAGAAUUAGAUCCUAAUUUCGAUAAAGCAAAUGAGAUUUAUUUCAGAUUAGGGAUUAUUUAUAAACAUCAAGGUAAAUUACAACUGGCUCUAGAAUGUUUCCAAUAUAUUUUGAAUAAUCCACCUCAUCCAUUAACUCAACCAGAUGUUUGGUUCCAAAUUGGGUCAGUAUUAGAACAACAGAAAGAUUGGAUGGGUGCGAAAGAAGCAUACGAAAAAGUAUUACAAGUGAAUCCACAACAUGCUAAAGUAUUGCAACAAUUAGGUUGCCUUUAUUCUCAAGCUGAAUCGAACCCACCAACUCCAAGAUCUGGUGCUCAUGGUCAACCACCAUUUCAACAAGAUCUAAACAUUGCUUUGAAGUAUUUAAGUCAAUCUUUGGAAAUUGAUCAAAGCGACGCACAUUCUUGGUAUUAUUUAGGUAGAGUACAUAUGAUUAGAGGAGAUUUUAAUGCUGCCUAUGAAGCGUUCCAACAAGCCGUGAAUCGUGAUUCAAGAAAUCCAACCUUCUGGUGUUCAAUUGGGGUUUUGUAUUAUCAAAUCAGUCAAUAUCGUGAUGCUUUAGAUGCUUAUACUAGAGCCAUUAGAUUAAAUCCUUACAUUAGUGAAGUUUGGUAUGAUUUGGGUACUUUAUAUGAAACUUGUAAUAAUCAAAUUAGUGAUGCUUUGGAUGCCUACAGACAAGCGGAAAGAUUAGAUCCUGGUAAUCCUCACAUCAAAGCUAGAUUGGACCAAUUGAUCAAAUAUCAACAAGAAGGUAACACUCAUCCUCCUCAACCACCACCAGUUUCUCAACAGCCAAGGUUGCCUCAAAGCAUGGUAUUAGAAAGUAACCAACCUCCUCAACAGCAACCUCAGCAACAGCAGCAGCAGCAACCGCAACAACAACAACAGCAACAACAACAACAGCAGCAACUUGUUCAACAACAGCCACCAAGACCACAAAUUGGUAAUCAACAAGGCCCACCUCCACCGCAAUUGAUGGCAGGACAAGUUUCUCAACAGUUACCACCUCCACCUCCACAACAACAACAGCAACCAGCACACAUGCUUUCUCAUCCAUUGCAACCACCGAGCGCAAAUGCCGUACCAAUGGGACCACAAUUACAACCACCAGCUCAACAACAAGUGCAACAACAACAGCCACAACAACAACAACAACAGCCCAUUCACCAAAGUGCCCCUCAUCAAUCAGUUCCUCCAACUCUUCUGCAAAUAAACAACCCAGCUGCUCAACAACAACCACAACAACCAAUCCAACCAGUUGCAAUCCCACAGGUUCAACAACAAGAAACUCCGAGUUCUAACCCGGCCAAAUUAAAUGAUCCAUCAGCUCAACCAACUAUCCAACCAGCUUCAUAUCCACAGCCUAACACCAUUCAAUCACAGCUUCAACCAGUAUCACAACCUGUUGUGAAGGUAUCCCCAGCGCCAGGCCCGGCACCAGCUGCAAGUGAUUCAACUGUGGAAGCUACCCCAACUGGUCAAGAGGUGAGUAAAUCAUCUUCUCCAACUGUGCAAAUGCAACCAGCUACACAACCUGUCCAACACCAGCCAACACAGGAACUCAAUGUUAAGCGUGAAUUGGAAGAUAAGACUGAUGAUAAGGUGAUUAAGAAACCAGCUACUGAAUCACACAAUGGAAAUUCGUUAAGCUCAUUAAUGAAUGCUGCUAAUGCGGUAGCUAGGGCUGAUGCAGAACAACAACAGCAACAACAAGAAGAACACGCUGCGGCCGCUGCUGCAGCUGCAGCUAAGAAAUCAGUUUCUCCUGUUGCGUCACACGUUUCUCCAGCGGUUGUUAAAGAAGCAACACCAGUUUCUAAUGGUGAACCGCAAAAGGAAGAAACGCCAAUAGCCAAUACUUCUGUUCCUCAAUUCUCAUCAAAUGUGACUGGCAAAGUUGAAAAUGAAACACAGAAAGAGAGAUCAGCAACUCCUAAGGAAGCAACUCCUGUGGCAGUACCAGUAGCUACAGCUUCUCCAGAACAACCUGCUCCAGCACCAGCGGCUGUAGUAGCUAACCCUCCAGUAGCUCCAGUUUCUGCAGUUUCAAAUGACGAUGAAGAGGAGGAGGAGAAGGAAAAGAAGGGAGAGGAAAGUGUUGAACCACCAAUGAGAAAAGUAGAAGAGGAUGAGAACUAUGAUGAUGAAUAA